AUGUCACUGAGACCGAGCUCCUCUGGGGGCCCGAGUUCGAAGAGUUCAGCUAACAGCUUUAAGUAUGACAAGAGAGUCUCUAGAGACGACUCUUUUAUCAAUCAUAGAGCAGGUGCUGGAGCGGGAUAUAGGGUGUACGGUUUUACACCAAGGCCACUCCCUACUCCAGAGUCUAGUCCGCGGACAUCACCGCCACAAAAUAAUAUAUAUAUUCCAACUAUCAGGAUGCCUACUCCCGAAUCCAUUAACGAGGUUUAUCCUACGGAGAUUGGCAUGGCACUUGGGAGUCCUACGAUGAAUCCGGCGAAUGGGAGCUUGCGAACACCUCAAUCUAUGACCAAGGCCUGGCAAGGGUCAACUGUGUCUCUGGUUUCACACGCAUCUGGUGUUAGCACUGCUGAUUCCCCAACAAAAUCUCUGCGCAGGAAGCAGUCAGGAAAAUGGAGGUUGUUCGGUAUGUUUGGAAAGAAGUCGUCGGAUCAUCUACACUCAAAGACGAACGAGCAGAAAGGCACGCCCUUACCCGAACGGCCGGCGGAUUUAGCAUCCCGACCUUGGUAUGACUCGAAAGUGGAGAGGAGUAACACUGUCGGCGCACGAAGAGCGCCAGGGCAUAAGCCCGUUGUAUCCAGGUCUCAAACAAUGCCUUACCAGGGAGACAGCUCGGCGCAGGAGUCAAAGUUGACGCUGAGAGAAAGGAGUAAGGAAACGCACGGGAGAAUACCGAUAACGUUAGACAACAAACCGGCUCCAAGUGGCUCCCUAUUAGAUGUUGAAAUCCCUCAGAUUACGAUGGAGAGAUACAGCGUGAUGUUUGGGAGCGUCUUACAGUCACAGCCUUCCUUAUUAGCUCGACGGCAAGUUACCGUUCAGAAACUAAAAGGCCCAGAUGAGGCUGCAGAAAAUAAUGGGGGUAGGAAGCAUCAUGAUGUCUCGAGAAGAGAGUCGUCCCCUGCGGGAAUGUCACCAUCACUUGCUUUAUUUCCCCUGGCUCCUUCUAAGAAGCCAGCACAGGGAUCUCAUAGCUCGCCGUCGCGUUUGAGAUCCAGCACCUCUCCAGCACAACUUCGGUCACCUUUGCAAGAAAGCUUUGAUCACACUGCAUCCCAGCAAAAGAAGCCGUCUAACGAUGAACUAAACUCUUACCUUCGCAAAGGACCAUCUGUCCAUCGUUAUCCACAGGAGAAACUCACCAUUGCGACUCUAGCCAGAGCAAGGGAGCAACAGGCUGCCGCCAGGGAACAUCAGUUCAGCCCCGAAACAUCGAGUUUGAUACUGGAUUCCCCGACCGACCUGUCCUCUCCCGAGUUUGAGGUCGUCAAGUCGGAACCUCUACGGCCAAAAGCUUUAUAUCUGCAAGAACCCCAGUGGCAAAUGAUAACACCGCCAAACCCCACGCCCCCAACUACAUCAUCCUCAUCAACGAGCGACAAAAGGCCACCUCCUUUCCUUGCGUCCCCUGCACACUCGCAUCCAGGCCAGACAUCCCAGGACAACGACGACGAUGACGACGACGACGAUGAUAUAUUAGAUAGCUCUAACAUGAAUCCCGUCGAACUAUCGAUCGCGAGGCAGAUAUCGAUAUCCAGACAGCAGCGAAAGAUGCUGAAGCCCCUAAACCAGGCCUCGGUUAGGAAACAGCCGCCACCGGUCCCUAAGAUUGCUAUCGCACAGAACGAGAGACUCGCUGAGACGAAGACCGCAACGCCGACCUUGGUUGUCCCUGACGAAGAGCUGAUAGCACAGUCUCCCCUAGCGUACCAUCGGAAGAGCGAACGCGUCGUUUUGGACCAGGUGUAA
Messenger RNA from Daldinia decipiens, 1800 nucleotides. RefSeq lists its product as uncharacterized. The transcript has 2 exons. The coding region runs from base 1 to 1800 and encodes 599 amino acids. The record is from RefSeq and is a predicted model, not a curated record. Lineage: Eukaryota; Fungi; Ascomycota; Sordariomycetes; Xylariales; Hypoxylaceae.